AUGCGUGCAUCGAUCUUGUAUCAUUGUUCAUACGAACCGUUUAUAAAAUUUCAUCGUUUUUCUUCCUGGAACCGAUUACUGCGUGCAGCAGCAUAUGCUCUUCGAUUUGUACAUAAUGUGUACAAAAACCGAACGAAACUUUCUGGACAACUGCAGCAGUUUGAACUACAAGCAGCCGAAAAGGUGAUAUUCAAACUCGCUCAGCGUGAGUUCUACCCAGACGAAGUAGCAGCAUUAUCCAACAAAUCGCCAAAUGAAACUGGACAAGAAGCAAUCGGUAAACACAGCCACAUCUACCCACUGAUGCCGAUUUUGGAUAACGACGGUUUGUUGCGUGAAAAGGGACGAAUUGGAUCGACUGAUGUACCAUAUACUGUGCGUCAUCCCGUGAUCUUGCCGAGAAAACAUCGAGUUACGGAACUCCUGAUUCACAAAUACCAUUGCUAUUAUCAGCAUGGCAACAACGAAACGGUUGUCAACGAGAUGCGCCAGCUCUACAGUAUUCCGAGACUUCGCGUAGUGGUGAAGAAAAUUAGCCGCGAUUGCCAGCACUGUAAAAUUCGCCGAGCCCGACCUAGAGUUCCACCGAUGGCACCAUUGCCACCAGCGCGUUUAGCACACAACGAGCGCGCAUUCACCUACACAGGAGUGGACUACUUCGGGCCGCUGCAGGUGAAACUGGGGAGAUCGAAAGUCAAACGGUGGGUAGCAUUAUUCACCUGCCUGACGGUACGAGCUGUUCACCUCGAAAUCGCCUACACUCUGUCUACUGAAUCCUGCAUAUCCUGUAUCCGUAGAUUCGUUAGUCGCAGAGGCCCGCCAGUGGAGUUUUUUAGCGAUAAUGCAACGAAUUUCCAGGGGGCAGAUCGAGUACUUAAGCACCAGAUAAACCAGGGACUGAGCGCAACGUUCACAAACACGAACAACAAAUGGAUUUUCAUACCACCGGGAGCGCCUCAUAUGGGUGGAGCGUGGGAACGGUUGGUGCAAUCCGUUAAAGCGGCCAUGGCUGAAGCAUAUACCGAGGGAACACUCGAUGACGAGGGGUUGCAGACACUGGUCGUGGAGGCUGAAAGCAUAGUUAAUUCAAGGCCUCUGACGUAUUUACCGUUGGAAUCAGCGGAAUCGGAGGCUUUAACGCCGAACCAUUUUCUGCUGUUGAGCUCGAGCGGGCAGAGACAAUCUCACGAUAGACCUUGGGAACCAUUAGGCGAACUAACACGUCGACAAAUUCUGGGAAAGUCUUGGGACCUUAUUCAGCAGCAAUUGACAGUAUUUUGGGGACGUUGGUUGCUUGAAUAUCUUCCGGUGAUUCGACAACAGCCAAAAUGGUUCGACGAAACUAGGGCUCUGGAACGCGGAGACCUGGUGAUGGUCGCUGAACCGAUGAAACGCAAUGGAUGGGAACGAGGACGAAUCAUUCGAUUGAUCCAGGCACCGGACGGUCGAAUUAGACGAGCCGUCGUCAUGAUCGGCGGAAAGGGCGUGUUACGACCGGUAUCGCGGUUUGCAUUGCUCGACGUGCGAAAGAGUCGUGAAGAUCCGGAGAGCUCCGGACUACACCCGGGGGAGUCUGUUAGCGGAGAAACCGUCGAACUAGCCACCCAGGUUAAUAAUGAUCCCGAAGGGCGCUUGACAGCCGCCAAAGCGGUGCCUCAAAUGACAAAGAUCUGCGGCGGAAGUGUUUAA
Wyeomyia smithii (pitcher-plant mosquito) is the source of this 1689-nucleotide messenger RNA. RefSeq lists its product as uncharacterized. NCBI's taxonomy places the organism in Eukaryota, Metazoa, Arthropoda, Insecta, Diptera, Culicidae. The coding region runs from base 1 to 1689 and encodes 562 amino acids. Gene Ontology annotation, molecular function: nucleic acid binding. Gene Ontology annotation, biological process: DNA integration. The record is from RefSeq and is a predicted model, not a curated record. The transcript has a single exon.